UGGCACCUUUUAGAGCCACAACAUUGAUGAGGAGCAGACGGAGACAGACAGACAGACAGGCGGAGACAGACAGCGGUGACAGACGGUGGACUUUGACGCGGACGAUGGCGGACUGCGUCGGCUUCCAGGCUCAGAUCGCCUCGAUCGUCGAGAUUCUGGCCAAUUCUGCGGUGGCGGAAAUCUGUAAGCUGGUGGAGGACGGUUACGCGGCGCUGCGCGCUCAGAUGGAGCAGGAGCGAGACAAGAGCGAGAAGGACAAGAGUGCGCUGCGGCAGAAGCUGCGAGACAUGGACGUGAAGAUGAGGAGCUACGAGAGGAAGAUGAGGAGGCGCCUCCAGAGGGAGGAGGGACACGGGGAGCAGGAGGACAAGAGCAGAGGAGCAGAAGCAGGACCUGAAGACCUUCACACUCCUCCUGCCUCCUCUGAAGACAAGUCCUUCCACCACCUUUCAAAGCAGGAGGAAACCAAGCCGCUGCCGCUGGUGAAGCAGGAGCGGGUGGAGAGAGGCGACUGCAACCUGGACCUGAAGGUGGAGGUGAACAUCCGGGCGGAGUGUGGCCUCUCUGCUGCUCUGGAGUCCAGUGAAGAGGCUCCUCCCACUGUUGUGACUGACACCAGUGUCACCCACAUCACCGCCUCCACCAUACUCCCCUCUUCCUCCCCCGCUGACGGCACAAUGGAUCUGGCCUGCCAACCUCGAGCCAAGCGUAAAGCCGUCAAGCCCUUGGGCAGCAGUUUGACUGGCGGUGGAGGCGGCGGAGGUGGAGGUGGUGGCCCGGUCCCUGAUGCUGCACGCCGGGAACUUGGCGUGACAGAUGGCGCUCUGAAGCCAGAGAUCCAGACUGAUGAUGUCACUGUAGAAGAACUUCACCCCUCUCAAUUGUCGACCCCACUAGCAUCAGAUGAGCCAAGCCCUGAUCGACUCAACAGCCUGGGCCUGGACCUGGCCUGGAUGCAGGAGAGGGUCAGCCAUCUUGGUGCUGCAUACGCGGUGGCACAGUUGGGUUUGGGAAACGCAGAACAUCCCUCCGCCUCCUUCUCCUCACAGGGAGGAGGAGACAGUUUAGACGGCCCUCCAACCAUGCUCUUCACGGGCGGAGCUCAUGAAAUGGCUGCGUUGGCCGCUACCUUUGACAUGGCUGCCGCCGCCGCUGCUGUAGCUGCACCACCUCCUCCUCCUCCGCCUCCACCAACAGCUCCUUCUGUCACCACAACCAGCCAGAGGCGGCUGUACAGGAGUGGCGCUGCCACCGUUGCUGCUGUUGGUAAAGAGUCUGUGGCGUGCGCGGUGUGCGGCCGUCUCUACCCCAGCGCCGCCGCCCUGGAGCUUCACCAGCGGGUGCACACGGGGGAGAGACCCUUUACCUGCCCUCACUGUGGGAAGGGCUUUGCCCAACCCAACAACCUGCGAGUCCACCUCCUCAUCCACACUGGAGAGAGGCGAUAUCGGUGCACACUGUGUGGGAAGAGCUUCAUCUCGUCCAGCCACCUGAAGCGGCACCGCACGGUCCACACGCAGGAGAAACCGUACAGCUGCGCGCGUUGUGGACAGUCCUUCAGCCAGAUGUGUAGCGUUCGCAGACACCGGCAGCAGUCGCAGUGUGGCCUAUAGACCGAGUGCUGCAGGAGGCAGAUGGAAUCUGAAGCGUGGAUGGUUAGAAUCUCUUCACGUGGGAAUUCAUGCGUCUUCAUGUAAGCACGAACAAAUGUGACGAGACUGAAUCCUGUGAUAUUACGACGUAUGUAGAGUUGAUGUUUGCCCUCAGUCAUAGCAGUAUGUGAACUGUGCUUCAAGGUGGAGCUCGUCUCAACCUUCUCUUUCUCUUUGACCACGUUCAGAUCUGGUAUUGACAUCCGUCCACAGAGAUCCAAUCGACAAGUAGAGGAACGACCAGUAAGCCAAUAUAUCCAGCGCUUUGUACUCACUGUCAUCGGUCAUAAAAAUGGUUGAACGCAAAACUUUACAACAAUAGCAUACAUCGAGGAAGUGCAUUCAGUCACUCACUCACCCACUCCUCUUCUACCACGUGAGGGUCGCGGGGGUUACUGAUGCCAAUCUCAGUUGACAGUGCGAAAGGCGGGGUACACCCUGGACAGGGACACAUAGAGACAAACAAACGUGUGGCCCCUUGAGGAACUGCAAACACACAGGAAUACAUAGAGUUUAUCCCAAAGAUACAAGAACAACAGAGUGAACACCAGAUCGGCAUGUGUGCUUCCGUCUUUUCCAGGUCUCAAAUUAAGUCAGUCCUGGUUUUCUCGCUCGGUCAGUUGUUUCCUCUUCCCCGCUUCCCCCGACAACGUUUUUAUUUCUUCUUUUUUAGGACACAACCUUUCUGAUAUGGAGCUGAAAUGGUGGCCGAAGAAACCCUUCAAAAAAGAAAAAUGUGGUUUUCAAAAGAAAACGUAGCAGUGUCAAUGAAGCCUCACAAAGAACACUUCUGAAUAUGACCUUAGGUUCUGGAUCGGAUGGUGCAUUCAGACUGUAUUUUGGCGCGUUCACACCUGAAGACCUGAACAACUGUGAUUGGAUUCAGGAUUGAUGUUGGUACCAGGUCUUUUUUUUAUUUUUUAAAGGAAAGGAUCAGUGAGUGCCUCAGACAGUGUUGACAAAAACACUUCACCCCCCUUUUCUUUGCGUUUACGUACAUACAAGUGUUCUUUUAAAAAGUUGUAGAACGAUUGUUCUCGCAUAAUAUUUCAACGCAAGCUUGGUAUCGCAAAUUUUAAACGGAAUUUUCAAAGCUGUCAAGUAAAAAUUAGGAGUCAGUUCACCAAAGUAACCAGUAGGUGGUGCCAUCAUCUGUCACCCCACAAUUUUUCAACCUUAGCUAGGUUUAGAUACAAUGUGUUGCAAAUUUUAACGGAAUUUUCAAAUAAUCUGUAAACCAAAAUGUUUCGGUCCACUGUUAUACAGCAAAUACUGGGAGGUAGUUCACCAAGAUCAGCAGUAGGUGGCGCCAAAGUCUCUGUCACAACAGAAAAAUAAGAAGAAGGUGGAGGUUAACGAAAAUAAGAAGUAGCACAGCUGGUUUCACUCCAUUUUAGUAUUGGCUUCUUGUGAAGGAAUGUUCCAUUGUGUCUCACUUUAUAUUCUGUCAUGUAAAAGGCCCGUCCUUUGUUCGCUGUUUCCAAUGCGUCUUCUGUUUAUCCAUGUUCCAAUUUUUCCUCCUCCCUCAAAGUGUUAGUGUAAUUGUAUCUGUCACUAAAACCAUGCUAGUAUCGCUAACCCCCCAGCUUAAAUUGAGGGGGCGGAGCUUUCUAAACGGCUGUCACUGGGUCCAUAUUCCAUCGUUUUCUGUAGCUCACUACCUCACUCGUUUGUCGGAUAUUUCCUUGACCGAAACUCCUUUUUCAACUCUUGUUUCAGAGAACUGUAAUUUUGCUGCUGCCUCACUUCACUAGCGUAGCUGUUAUGCUAAUGUAUUCCUUCCAUUAGUCGCGUGACACAAUAGAUUGAAAUUAAAGUAACGAAUGUAAUUCGUUUAUGUUGAAAAGUCACAUAUGACAGCUACACUCACUGUCUCCUUUAACUUUAGUCCACCUGGUCCACCAGUUUAGAAAAAGGAGCUACAAGUCGUAUGUUGCCAGGUUGGGUUUGUCUGCAAUUUAAAGCCACGUUUGGCUGCUUCUGCCACUACCACCUUUUCUUUGGUUUUAUGGAGCUUUUUCAUUAUACAGUUUUUCUGUCGUAUUAUUGCUUUUCCAUUAGGGAUGGUACCUGGUACAUGGUGCGAGCUG
Solea senegalensis (Senegalese sole) is the source of this 3742-nucleotide messenger RNA. RefSeq names its product transcription factor Sp8-like. The coding region runs from base 27 to 1613 and encodes 528 amino acids. The record is from RefSeq and is a predicted model, not a curated record. Gene Ontology annotation, cellular component: nucleus. NCBI's taxonomy places the organism in Eukaryota, Metazoa, Chordata, Actinopteri, Pleuronectiformes, Soleidae. The transcript has 4 exons.